AUGCACACAAAUUACGCUAAGGCAGUAGCGAAUCACACCGGACAUACGACUAUUGAAGAGGGUGGCAUGAAACUCACCAUUGAUUUGUUCCACCACACCACACUGGCCUAUGCGGAAAAGAACUGUAAUCCACUGCCCACUAUUCGUGUACAUCAUGGCUUGCAUCUCCCCACUGAGAGAAACAAUCUGACAGUACCCAACUACACUCUCGCCAAGCAGGAGGUGGAUACGGAAACAUCUCAGCAAAGAGUGACGCGUGAUUCUGUUAGUACUCGGCGUGGUACGACCGGCGUUCCACUGGUUACAGCAACAUCAACUCCACAUAGCCUCUAUCGGCUAUCAGUAUCUGGUACCACCAUGAGAGCACUUUCAACUUUUCGAACCAUUGCUCCUGCUGGGAUUGCAACUUCAAUGAUUAGAAUACAGGCAGUUCAAAAUGUGGCGCAGUUGGAAUCAGGUUUUCCUUUACGAGCAAUCCCUGUGGCCACAGUGGGCUCAAGCUUGAACACCGUACAACGUCUGUUCGCAGAUAAGCUGGACGGUCUUACUAGGAAAUGA
Opisthorchis viverrini is the source of this 558-nucleotide messenger RNA. RefSeq lists its product as hypothetical. NCBI's taxonomy places the organism in Eukaryota, Metazoa, Platyhelminthes, Trematoda, Opisthorchiida, Opisthorchiidae. The record is from RefSeq and is a predicted model, not a curated record. The transcript has 3 exons. The coding region runs from base 1 to 558 and encodes 185 amino acids.